AUGGCGCUCACUUCUUUGGGGAGCCAGAUGGCAUUUCAGGCAAUGGCGUCGAUCACGGCGAUAGGGUUGUACAUCUCCUACGCGCUGCCCAUCUUCUUCCGGGUGACCACUGCCCGGAAGUCGUUCCUACCAGGGCCGUUUCACCUUGGCCAGUAUGGGAUCGCCGUCGGAUGGGCUGCCGUGCUUUGCCUUCGUCACUGUGCUCUUCUCUUUGCCGGUGGCGUACCUGGUGGCAAAGGAUGA
Molecule: messenger RNA, 243 nt
Organism: Triticum turgidum subsp. durum (durum wheat)
Lineage: Eukaryota; Viridiplantae; Streptophyta; Magnoliopsida; Poales; Poaceae
Source: the annotation of a GenBank genome assembly